CCCGCGCCCGCGACCCACCGAAGGCACCAGAACACCGGCGAAGCCACCACCCACACCCUAUAAAUCAUCCCGGUCGCCACCUGUUCGUCCAUCUGUCUGUCUGUUCCCAAAUCUCUUCUGUCAGCGCAACAAGCAAAAAGCAAGCACCGCGAUCACCACCGCAGCGAGGAACCACCAGCCCCAAUCCAUCUUCACCCUUGGAGAAGUAGCAGCAGCGGAAAGCCAUGGCGUCGGACGUGCAGAUGGGCGGCGGCGCGGGGGCGGAGGCGGAGACCUUCGCGUUCCAGGCGGAGAUCAACCAGCUGCUCUCGCUCAUCAUCAACACCUUCUACUCCAACAAGGAGAUCUUCCUCCGCGAGCUCAUCUCCAACUCAUCUGACGCGCUUGACAAGAUCCGGUUCGAGAGUCUGACCGACAAGAGCAAGCUCGACGCGCAGCCGGAGCUCUUCAUCCGCAUCGUCCCCGACAAGGCCACCAAGACGCUCUCCAUCAUCGACAGCGGCGUCGGCAUGACAAAGUCCGACCUUGUCAACAACCUGGGCACCAUCGCCCGCUCCGGCACCAAGGAGUUCAUGGAGGCGCUGCAGGCCGGGGCGGACGUGAGCAUGAUCGGCCAGUUCGGGGUCGGCUUCUACUCGGCCUACCUCGUCGCCGAGAAGGUCGUGGUCACCACCAAGCACAACGACGACGAGCAGUACGUGUGGGAGUCGCAGGCGGGCGGAUCCUUCACCGUCACCCUUGACACGGAGGGCGAGCGGCUCGGCCGCGGCACCAAGAUCACGCUCUUCCUCAAGGAUGACCAGCUCGAGUACCUGGAGGAGCGCCGCCUCAAGGACCUCGUCAAGAAGCACUCGGAGUUCAUCAGCUACCCCAUCUACCUCUGGACCGAGAAGACCACCGAGAAGGAGAUCAGCGACGACGAAGACGAAGAUGCCUCUGCCUCGGACAAGAAGGAGGGCGAGGUCGAGGAGGUCGACGACGACUCCGAGAAGAAGGACAACGAAAAGAAGAAGAAGAAGGUGAAGGAGGUGAGCCACGAGUGGGUGCAGAUCAAUAAGCAGAAGCCCAUCUGGCUGCGCAAGCCGGAGGAGAUCAGCAAGGACGAGUACGCGUCCUUCUACAAGAGCAUCACCAACGACUGGGAGGAGCACCUCGCCGUGAAGCACUUCUCGGUGGAGGGGCAGCUGGAGUUCAAGGCGGUGCUCUUCGUGCCCCGCCGCGCCCCCUUCGACCUCUUCGACACCCGCAAGAAGAUGAACAACAUCAAGCUCUACGUGCGCCGCGUCUUCAUCAUGGACAACUGCGAGGAGCUCAUCCCGGAGUGGCUGGGAUUCGUCAAGGGCGUCGUCGACUCGGACGACCUGCCCCUCAACAUCUCCCGGGAGACGCUGCAGCAGAACAAGAUCCUCAAGGUCAUCCGCAAGAACCUCGUCAAGAAGUGCAUCGAGCUCUUCUUCGAGAUCGCCGAGAGCAGCAAGGAGGACUACGCCAAGUUCUACGAGGCCUUCUCCAAGAACCUCAAGCUGGGCGUGCAUGAGGACUCGCAGAACCGCGCCAAGCUCGCCGACCUGCUCCGGUACCACUCGACGAAGAGCGGCGACGAGCUCACCAGCCUCAAGGACUACGUCACCCGGAUGAAGGAGGGGCAGAAGGACAUCUACUACAUCACCGGCGAGAGCCGCAAGGCCGUCGAGAACUCGCCCUUCCUCGAGCGCCUCAAGAAGCGCGGCUACGAGGUGCUCUUCAUGGUGGACGCCAUCGACGAGUACGCCGUCGGCCAGCUCAAGGAGUACGACGGCAAGAAGCUCGUCUCCGCCACCAAGGAGGGCCUCAAGCUCGACGAGGAGACAGAGGAAGAGAAGAAGCGCAAGGAGGAAAAGAAGGCCGCGUUCGAGGGCCUCUGCAAGACCAUCAAGGACAUCCUCGGCGACCGGGUGGAGAAGGUGGUCGUCUCCGACCGCAUCGUCGACUCGCCCUGCUGCCUCGUCACCGGCGAGUACGGGUGGACGGCCAACAUGGAGCGGAUCAUGAAGGCGCAGGCCCUCCGUGACAGCAGCAUGGGCGCCUACAUGUCCUCCAAGAAGACCAUGGAGAUCAACCCGGAGAACGGCAUCAUGGAGGAGCUCCGCAAGCGCGCCGACGCCGACAAGAACGACAAGUCCGUCAAGGACCUCGUCUUGCUGCUCUUCGAGACGGCCCUGCUCACCUCCGGCUUCAGCCUCGACGACCCCAACACCUUCGCCGCCAGGAUCCACCGCAUGCUCAAGCUCGGACUCAACAUCGAUGAUCAGGCCGAUGCCGAGGAGGAGGACGCCGACAUGCCCUCGUUGGAGGAGGAGGGCGCCGAGGAGAGCAAGAUGGAGGAGGUCGACUGAACCUGAACAUGAACCUGAAGAAGAUGAAACAAACAGAGUCUGUCUGUCUGUCGUGUGUCUGCCCAUGGUUAGAGUUGAGUUCUGGUGGUCGUUUGAUCGUUGCGUGUCCAGUUAGAAGUUGUUAUUAGAGUGCCAGUGUCGCCGUGUUUGAUUCUCGGGGUCAAAUGUAAGUGUUUCACUCAUUUGGUGUCGUUUGGCGAUGUACUGUGGAAUGUAAGAAGUGAAGGAAGUUUGUUCCCAUUUCUGGGCAGACUCUGAAGAACAAGAGAAAGGUUUGGGUCUGAAA
Molecule: messenger RNA, 2661 nt
Organism: Hordeum vulgare subsp. vulgare (domesticated barley)
Lineage: Eukaryota; Viridiplantae; Streptophyta; Magnoliopsida; Poales; Poaceae
Product: heat shock protein 90-1
Exons: 2
Coding region: 225-2375 (716 amino acids)
Biological process (GO): cellular response to heat; protein folding; protein stabilization
Cellular component (GO): cytosol; protein-containing complex; perinuclear region of cytoplasm
Molecular function (GO): ATP-dependent protein folding chaperone; ATP binding; ATP hydrolysis activity
Source: RefSeq, a predicted model, not a curated record